Maniola jurtina (meadow brown) is the source of this 5324-nucleotide messenger RNA. RefSeq names its product dolichyl-diphosphooligosaccharide--protein glycosyltransferase 48 kDa subunit (gene Ost48). The transcript is spliced from 15 exons. The coding region runs from base 104 to 2587 and encodes 827 amino acids. The record is from RefSeq and is a predicted model, not a curated record. Gene Ontology annotation, cellular component: endoplasmic reticulum membrane; oligosaccharyltransferase complex. Gene Ontology annotation, biological process: regulation of DNA-templated transcription. NCBI's taxonomy places the organism in Eukaryota, Metazoa, Arthropoda, Insecta, Lepidoptera, Nymphalidae.
AGUCUGUGGUUUUAUUUGUAUUUUGUACACGUCGGACGUCUUACGUCAAAAACAAUUAGGUUAUAAAUUUGUCGGCGAUAUUUAAUUUUACGAAUUACAUAAAAUGAAGAUCCCAAUAGUUUUAGGUAUUUUAGCAUGCUUUACAAUAGCAUAUGCCGAUCAAGAAACUCUAGUGCUAGUUGAUAAUUUAAACAUAAGGGAAACUCAUUCUCAAUUUUUCAAGUCUCUGCAAGAACGUGGCUACAGUUUAACUUUUAAGCUAGCUGAUGACGCUAACCUGGUGCUGUCGAAGUAUGGAGAAUAUUUGUAUAAGAAUUUGAUAGUGUUUUCGCCGUCCGUUUUGGAAUUCGGUGGUCAACUAGACACGGAGGCUAUAACCAAGUUCAUUGAUGAUGGAGGCAAUGUUCUGAUGGCUGGGAACUCUGCUGCUGGGGAUGUGUAUAGGGAGAUUGCUUCGGAGUGUGGCUUUGAGAUGGAUGAAGAGUCAGCAGCAGUGAUAGACCACUUCAACUACGACUCGCUCGAUGAAGGGGACCACACAAGAAUUGUAGUGUCACCUAAGAACCUGAUCAAUGCCCCAACAAUAGUCGGAGCUCAGAACACUCAGCCGCUGCUGUUUGAAGGCACUGGACUGAUUCUGGACAAAGAUAACAGCUUAGUUCUGCCCAUUCUAACUGCUGAUAGCACAGCUUACAGCUAUAACCCUAAGAGUCAGGUCAAGGAGUACCCACACGCUGUUGGUCGCAAAACAGUCCUUAUUGCAGCUUUGCAAGCUAGGAACAACGCUCGCAUCAUCUUCAGUGGCUCGCUGUUCUUCUUCUCUGAUGAGGCUUUCAAUGCUCCAGUAGCUAAAGUGCAUGGUGACAAAGUAAAAGCAGCAGUGUCAGGCAACAAGGCGCUAGCGGCGCACCUCAGCGAAUGGGUGUUUGGCGAGCGCGGCCAGUUGAGAGUGCGUCGCGUCACGCACUACCGCGAGGACGACAAACAGACUACCAGCACCUACACCAUCACUGACUCUGUUGUAUACAGAAUCGAAAUUGAAGAGUUAAAGAAUGGCAAAUGGCAGCCCUUCGAAGCCAAUGAUGUCCAGCUAGAGUUUGUCCGCAUUGACCCGUUCAUCCGGACCACACUGAAGCGCAAACCCAAUGGUGUAUACGAAGCUGUGUUCAGGGUGCCAGAUGUAUGGGGCGUAUACCAGUUCAAGGUGGACUAUGAUAGGAUUGGAUAUACACGGCUGUAUCAUUCUACACAGGUGUCUGUGCGACCACUUCAACACACCCAGUACGAGAGAUUCAUUCCAAGCGCCUACCCGUACUAUGUGAGCGCAUUCUCCAUGAUGAUUGGAGUUUUCCUGUUCUCCUUCGUCUUCCUUUACUAUAAGGAAGAGACACCCAAGACCAAGACGAGUGAAGUGGCAGUGAAGAUGGAUCCGUCGCGGCGGCAGCGCACACAGACCAAGGCCACGGCGGAGGAGCAGGCACUUGACCAGAUCGCAAGAGAGGCGGAGCAGCGUCUGGCGGCGCGGCGCGCGGCGCGUGCGGAGGCGCGCGACAUCCGCAUGCGCGAGCUGGAGCGGCAGCAGCGUGAGCAGGAGGACCAUGCCGACAAAGCCUAUGACAUGUACUCAGAGACAGUGGGGCGGCGCCCCGGCGGGCGGUUGGCGGCGCUGAGCCCCAGCGCGAUGCACUCCCCGCGACGCAGCUCAGAGGACUCGGACGACGUGCUUAGCAUCAAAGACCUCAGGCAUGAGCUUAAAGAAGUGGAGGAGAAGUUCCGCAAGGCGAUGAUCCUGAACGCCCAGCUGGACAACGACAAGGCGGCGCUCGGCUACCAGCUCGAACUGCUCAAGGACAGAAUAGAGGAGCUGCAGGAGGAAUACGCGCAGUUACAGCGGGAACACAGAGAGAAGUGCUCGUGCUACGAGCGGCUGAAGCGGGAGCACGCGGCGCUGGAGCGCGAGGUGGCGCUGGCGCGGGAUGCGGUGCGCGCGCGCGACGCGGCGGCGGCGGCGGCCGGCCGCGCCUUCGUGGAGGCGGCCAGCGCGCCCGACGCCGACGCGGGCGCGGCGUGCGGCAGCGUGCCACCGCUGGCGCUCGUGUCGCGCGAGUCGGAGCAGCUGCUGAACGAGGCGGGCGAGGGGACCUUAGACGUGCGGCUGGAGAGGCUGGUGGGCGCGAAGGCGGCGCUGGAGAGCGAGGUGCGCAAACUGAAGCUACAGCUGAACGACGAGCGCGCGGCGCGCCAGAACGGCGUCGCCUCGCAUCUGGACCGCGACCACGACACUGAGUUGGAGGCGCUCCGCAAGUCUGCCGGCGAGGCGAAGGGCCGCGCGGCCCGCGCCGAGGCGGAGGCGGCGCUGCAGGCGGCGGCCGUGGCGCGGCUCGAGGCGCAGGUGGCGCGGCUGCGCGCGCGGCAGGACCACCAGGACGAGCACGAGGAGAUGCUGAAGCAGGAGCGGAGGAAGUUGCAGAGAGAGGCGAGGGAAGCUCUCAACCGGGUGGAGGAGCUGGAGACAGAGAACAGCCACCUCACCAAGCGCCUCGACAAACUCAAGAACGCCAAGUCUGCACUGCUCAAGGACCUGUGACCCGCCUCACGCCGAGCGACGUCGCGUGAAGCGCUACACGAUAUAUAUAUGAGCCUUCAACGCCAACCGACGUCGCGUGAAGUGCUAUGCAAAAUGCAUUCGAGCCUCCGACACCGGGCGAUGUCGCGUGUGUCGCUAUACAAGAUGCAUAUUACCCUCCGACGCCGAGCGACGUCGCGUGAAGCGCUACGCAAGAUGCAUACUAGCCUCCGACGCCGGGCGACGUCGCGUGAAACAGCAUAGCAACAUAUACAUUAGCCGAAGUACGAACGUCGCGUGAUGCGCUUUACAAGUCAUAUAAGGGCAUAGGAAUUUACUAUAUUACGUAUCGCAGUUUGCAAGCCCAAUAUAUUAUACGAGCCAACAUAAUAUACAAUGUAAUAAGGCUUGGCUUCAUAUCGAGAAUUUAGAAAAAUAACCCCGUUUAGGAAUAGAACUGAUUAGUAAUAGUGUCUUUUUUUUAAAGAAUUCUGAUACUAGACACACCUUCGAACUUCACACUCAAUUUCCGCCAUUUUGAACUGUCAAAAACUCAUUAAUAACGGAGUAAAAAUGCAUUUUUAAAUAGCAUUUGCGCGUGAAAUUUCGAAUGAGGUAAUAAUUUUGCUGUUCACUCAUUAUCGGUACGAAACUUGACACAUAUAAUAGUAGCUUUAGGCGAUGCGUUUUCGUGAACAAUGUAGUAUUUUCUAACAGCCAGAAUCACAUUAUAAACAAACUUUCAUAGCAAAAUAGCUGCCGUAAUAUGACGGUGAAACGUAUGCCGUAUUUAAAAUGGCCGCCAAACAGAACAGCUGCUUUAUGGAAGCUGUGCGCGCUUAGUUUUACUUCAGCCGCGAGUAAAGGUUGCAUGCACUAGUUUUUUUCUAGUUUAGAUAAUGGUUCAGUGACGUCGGUUAUGGUCCGACUCUACUACCGGGAUUUAUUUGCUAAUGGUUUGUGAUAUCGCGAACUGUGUGUCACGCUUACUCGAAUGGUUGGCGCGAAUAUAGGUUUAUUAAAAAGUUCAGGCGAAUUCUUUGUCCUUCCGGGAUAUAACACAUCCGAACACCACAGGGAGGACUAUAAUAUUUUGUUGUCACAGAAUGGCGCCAAACAAAACAUUUACUAUAUCCCCAAAUAGUGUGGCCAGUUGGUUUGACGAAUACCAAACUAUCGUAAAAACCCGAAACCGUAUUAUAUGCCGAGUCCCGAUAGUAGAGCUGUACCAUAACGCGAUGGAUACGUAAUGAUAAAAGUAUAGUAUGAUUCCACCUUUAAUAAAAAUCACAAUUUUAUUUAGGACACAUUUUAAAAAUAUGACUGAGUAAAUAUUUUAGUCUGUUUUAACAUUUUGUUUGUAUAGUAAAAAGUUGUAUUAUAUUUUCCGAUGCGAUCGAAAUUGCGAUUCGAUUAACGAUAUAAUUAAUGAGUUUUAACAAUUAUUAUUUUAAAUAAAAAUAAAUGGAAUUUAAUAAUUAUUACUUACUUCUCUAUGAUUUACAGUUAUUGACAAUUUUUUUAUUUGUACAUAAUUUAUUAAUAAUAAUGAUUACCAAUAUAACAUUGAAAUUUUAUUUGAUGGACAUGAAAUUGAUGUAUAAAUAUUUAGUAAUUUUAUAUAUUUGACAUGUGUGUGUGUAUGUGACUAGUUGUUAUUUAUGUUUUAUUGCUUUGACAUUUUGAUGGUAUUUUAAAUUAUUUAAUAAACACAAAUGUAUGAAAUUAGGUGUAUUAUGUACUAAAAACUUCGUGAAAACAUGUAGCUAUUACAAUAGUGAUCGUAAAAUUAUCAAAAACGGUUUAUUCAUAUCGCGAAUUUUCGAAAACUGAUGUUUUUAAAAAAUAAUUGUAUGUAGGACCAAAGGUUUUAGUUCGUUAUAGUUUGGUCUUACGUAACAUUCUUUUGUAGAAACAUCAGUUUUUGAAAAUACUCAUGUUUUUUGGCGAUAACUCAAAACUUUUUGCAGUUCAUCGCUCAUUAGAAAUAGGACAGAAGAAAAUAGUUUUUGAAAAACUAUUUAAAAACUAAUUUCUCUUGCAUUUUGAGUAUUCCCCAAUAAAACAAAUCAAUGGAUUUUUUUACAUGUAUGUCUGUAUAUUGUAUGUGUCUUUUUAUGUUGUUUCAUAAAAUUUAUUCACUUAUCAUUUUAAUUUUAACUAUUGAUGAUUAUUUUAAUUUGUAACAUAAUAAUUAAUAAUUAUUUCUUGUGCAUUAUAAACUAACUAUUUAUGUUCUAUUUUGUAAUAUUUUGUAUAGGUACUACAAAUAAGUUUUUAUUAUUGUAUUAAUUUUAUUUUAGCUUGCCGAAGUUUCGCUUUGUAUCAUAAAAAAAUAUACCAUUUUAACUUGCCAGAUUACAAGUUAUAUAAUUUAUUUAUUAAAAUAAAAUGGUUGAAUUUUAAAUAAUUUUUUAGAUUUUGCAACACGAAAUUAAAGCAACUUAAAAAAAAAAAAAAACAGAAAAUAUGUAAAUUAAAAUGUUUUAUAUAUUGUAGUUAGAUGACUUGAAAAAGUUCCUCGACAUAGGGCAUCGGUCACACUAGCGACAAAUCGUUUGAAGAAAAAUAUAAUAUUUCACUUUGUAUAAAAAUUGCAAUGAUAAAUAAUUGUUGUUUCAAACUCAAAGCUGCUUUAGAAAAAAAAAAUUAAAAUGCAUGCAUGAAUCUACCAUGCACAGGUUCGAAAUACUUCUUAUCGAUAAAAAUCACUAUGAAACCUAGUAGAAGUUUUGGAUAACCGGGUAUGACUUUGGAC